Effrenium voratum is the source of this 566-nucleotide messenger RNA. The record is from the annotation of a GenBank genome assembly. NCBI's taxonomy places the organism in Eukaryota, Dinophyceae, Suessiales, Symbiodiniaceae.
UGGGCUCAGGCUGCCUGCCUCCUUCACGGCACUUGGUCUCCCAGUAGCUGAACUUGAGUGCAUCAUGGCGCGCUCUCCUCUCGUCCUGUGCCUGGUGGCUGCGGCAGUGAUGCUUGUCGCCCCCCGCGCCUUUGUGUCAUCCCCCAAGAGCCAGAAUGCGGCCGCCUUGACUGCGGGCGUGGCUGCGGGAUCCAUGGUCAUGCCAGCAUGGGCCUAUGACCAGCAGAUGAUGGACGCGCAGCUCUUGUUGGCACGUGUGCCGGGUGGAAAGCGAACCAAGGAGCUGGGCCUUGUGGUGCCCAUCCCGGAGGAGGAUGGCUUGACCGAUGGCCAGAUCGCAGCCCUGUUCGUGGUGGCUUUGGUGGUGCUGAUUGCUGCCGUUGACUUGGCCAGGAGCCUGUACUUCGGCCUCCAGCCCAACAAGUUCAAGACGGCCAAGGGCAAGGGCUCCAUCACCCCGUUCAUGAAGCGCCUCAUCGAGAACGGCUUCUGAGAACUCUUGCUUGCCUCAUGCACAGCGGGAGUUUUUUGAGUGCUGCCUGGCUGCACCCGCUGUCCAGCAGUGG